AUUUUCCUGAAAUUAAAGAGCAAUUUACUGGAUGCUUUGAUUUUAAUUUUGUGGAGGCUUUGGGGGGCGGGGGUGUUUUUUCCGAUCGGAAAUGGCUUCAGUGUCGUCUUCUUCUUCUUCUUCUUCUUCCGCCGCCGUCGUCGUCACUGACAGAAGAGGAAUUCCGGCAGCUCAGUUUGUGGAGGACGUUCGUACCUAUCUCUCUCAAUUAGAACUCGAUGUUCAAUCCGCCCUUGCUUUUCUCCAAGAGCGACUUCAGCAGUACAAGUUAGUUGAGAUGAAGCUCCUUGCUCAACAAAGGGACCUACAGGCAAAGAUUCCAGACAUAAAGAAGUGUUUGGAUAUAGUUGCUACUUUACAAGCAAAGAAGGAUGCAGCCACUGGUGAGCCACUUGUAGCAGAUUUUGAGAUCUCUGAAGGCAUAUAUUCCCGGGCUCGUAUUGAGGAAACUGACUCAGUUUGUCUGUGGCUUGGUGCAAAUGUCAUGCUGGAUUAUUCAUGUGAAGAGGCCACAGCCCUCCUACAGAAGAAUCUAGACAAUGCUAAAGCAAGCUUAGAAGUUCUUGUUGCCGAUCUACAGUUUCUGAGGGACCAGGUGACAAUAACUCAGGUGACAAUAGCCCGGGUUUACAACUGGGACGUUUAUCAGCGCCGAAUUCAGCUGGCUUGCGCCAGUGUAGAAGACUCAUAAGUUCUCUCACGACCCUCCGAAAUUUCAUUGUUGGCAAAGAAUCCAUUUCCUGAUUGCCAGUCCCAUCCUGACCCAUACCUUUUGAAUUUAGGCCAUUCAAAAUUUCCUUUUGUUGUCAUUGU
Cucurbita maxima (winter squash) is the source of this 813-nucleotide messenger RNA. Its product is annotated as probable prefoldin subunit 3. The record is from RefSeq and is a predicted model, not a curated record. Gene Ontology annotation, cellular component: cytoplasm; prefoldin complex. Gene Ontology annotation, molecular function: tubulin binding. The transcript is spliced from 6 exons. The coding region runs from base 92 to 691 and encodes 199 amino acids. Lineage: Eukaryota; Viridiplantae; Streptophyta; Magnoliopsida; Cucurbitales; Cucurbitaceae. Gene Ontology annotation, biological process: microtubule-based process; protein folding; tubulin complex assembly.